Molecule: messenger RNA, 834 nt
Organism: Acaulospora colombiana
Lineage: Eukaryota; Fungi; Glomeromycota; Glomeromycetes; Diversisporales; Acaulosporaceae
Source: the annotation of a GenBank genome assembly
AUGUCAUCAGUCUGCGCUGAGUCGACGGGCAACCCUGUGUUGUCUCUUACUGAACAGUUCUUUCGAGAUGUUGGUAUUGCUUCAUCUUCAUGGAAUAUAGGACAAGGGGGGAACACGGCAAACUCUUUUCGUUCCACUUCAAACUUCGAAGAAGCGUGGAAAAACAGCAGUGGGACGACCAAGUUUGAUGAUUGGAAUCAAAUCAUUCAACCCCAAAGUGAAUUUGAAAGUGAAUGGCACGCGACCGAGUUUGCGCUUUCCGAGCAAGCGAUGGAAGACGACGAGGAAUUUCGUCAAGAGUGGAGUGAUGAACGAUUAACCGAGUUGUAUAUCAAGAAGCACGGCUUGGACAAAACCCAUAAUGACAAUGACAAUUACAUGCGUUCACACACCAGAACGCGAUAUUCUCAAGAGAAUUCUUUUAUUCAAGAGUUUUUAGAGAGUAGUACGUGCCAUGACCGACAAUUUUCACGAGAGUAUUCUACAUUUACGACUAAUAAUAUCACCACAUACAUCACCCAACACAAUGAUUUGUUCCAAGCUCAACUCUAUCUCUUUGAUCAUAUUCUUUCCAACGUCCUAUCAUAUCCAUUGUCAAUAACUUGUAGACCCUCAUCCGAAUCCGAAUGGGAUUGGGAUAGACUAUUUUCUCCGUCGAGGUGGUGUGAAAAAGGAGAUAAGGAGGAAGAAGAGAUAGCUCAAGAUAAAUAUCUCAAAGAUGUGGCUUCGAGAAGAUUACAGCUUUUGUUUGGACAUCUCGGUAUUCAAACUGAAAAUGGAGUGGAGGAUGGGAAUAUGAAUCUCAUGGGUCACGAGAUACGCGUAGCACUUUAG